Molecule: messenger RNA, 1250 nt
Organism: Glossina fuscipes
Lineage: Eukaryota; Metazoa; Arthropoda; Insecta; Diptera; Glossinidae
Gene: mTTF
Product: transcription termination factor, mitochondrial
Exons: 3
Coding region: 31-1227 (398 amino acids)
Biological process (GO): regulation of DNA-templated transcription; termination of mitochondrial transcription
Cellular component (GO): mitochondrial matrix
Molecular function (GO): double-stranded DNA binding
Source: RefSeq, a predicted model, not a curated record
GAUUUAAAUAACCAAAAAAAGGAAAACAGAAUGCUUGCUAGAAUAACAAGCGGUUUCAAAUCUAAUUUGCCAUUGAACUACGGGAAAGUAGUGCAAGCCUUGUUAAUGAGACGGACAUUCGCACCUGUCGCUCCUUCUGGCAAUGAUGGACUCUCAGAUUUGGAGACUAACUACAUAGUGCCAUAUAGCGAAUCCAAGGAUUUGCGUCCAUAUGUUAAAAAUGUGAAAAGAACUUUAAAAGAUUGCCUCAAUUUAAGCUUAGAGGAAAUUGAACAGAUACUAAAUAAAGAGGGCCAUGAAAAGAUAAAAGGAGGAUAUGCAAUAAGUAAUAUAGAAAUUUUAAACAAGGCUGGUAUCCAAGAAAAAUGUUUUAUAGAUUUUCCAUGGAUUAUAACACUGCAAACAAAGCGUAUGAGGGAUAAACUAACUCUUUUGCGCACAUUGAACGGAUUGAAAGACAUUAAUGACUUUGUGGCAUAUUUACGUGUACCAUUGUCACGUUUACGUAGAAUAAUUGCACGUUUAAAUCGUGAGGAAAAAUACUUGGCAUAUGGUAAUCGGGCUUAUUAUAUAUCGGAAAAACUAGGCUUGGACCCUUAUAUUGUCAAUAAACAUGUGGCCAAACGUUUAUUCGUAUUGGAAUUGCCUUGUGAUAUGCUUGAAGAAAACCUGCAACUCAUGCUUAAUUAUAAAGUGGCUCCUAUGAACAUAUUAAAAGAUUUAUGGGUGCUUCUUUACGCGCCUAGCGUGGUAGAGUUACGUUUAAAACGUGCCGCAUUAGGGAAAAAAGAUAGGAUAAUGCCUUGGAUGGUUAAAUGCCCGGAAUCGACCUUAAAAAGGACUUUACAACUAACUCAAGAUAAAUUAGAGGUGUUAGGCGAUAAACAAACCGCCGACGAAUAUGUAGCUGAACGCCUAAAAGUUACUGUUGAAGAAGCUCGCGCUAUAAUGAAGCGCUACGAUCAAGUGAAUACGGUGCGAGUGACAAAAAUUAAAGAAGUUUUCGACUAUUUGCUUGACGAGGCUGGUUUCUCAACUUUGGAAAUAUCACAAGUACCGCGAGUAUUAUGCAACAGUCUAGAAACUACAAAAAAGCGUGUGGAACACUUAAAACAAUUAGGUUGCCGUCCUCCUAGUUUAGUGGUAAUAUGUCGCAGCAAAAUGCAGUACGAAAAAUGGAUAGAAAUGUGGAUGAAAAGGAAUCAAAUAAAAGAAACACUAGAGUAGAUCUUACUUGUUGGACUUGAAUU